Messenger RNA from Trifolium pratense (red clover), 1964 nucleotides. Its product is annotated as translation initiation factor IF-2-like. The record is from RefSeq and is a predicted model, not a curated record. Lineage: Eukaryota; Viridiplantae; Streptophyta; Magnoliopsida; Fabales; Fabaceae. The transcript has 6 exons. Bases 1 to 1209 code for a protein of 402 amino acids.
AUGUAUCUGAGGAAGAAGAACAUUGUGCUUGGGACUACCAUCACUUCUACCUUGUAUGAGAAGUAUCUGAAGGUUGCUCGUGAACAUGUUUAUGGCUUCGAGCCAUUUGACUUCAACCUCUCCUACUAUUGCACUCAAGAAUUUGCCAACUGGUGGAGGCAAUACUUUUACAGUAGGCAUCUAGGAGAUUCAGCACUAAUCUCUAGAUUGGAGAGUGGUUUUACUCAACCCCAAAUCAACAGAAUCGAACAACAAGUCAAACCUGCAGUCGCAAAGAAACAAGCCACAGAAGCUUUGAAGAGCCUUCUAAGAUCAACCAACACCAUCACUACUGAAACUGGCCCAUCAAAGAAACUGAAGCCUAGCGUUGUAAUCGUCAGUGAAGAAGAAGAGGAGGAGGAAGAAGCAAGCUUUCAGAGGAAGAGGAGUCAGCCUCCUGUGCACAUCGAAACAACUGUUCCAGUAGAUAUUCCCUCUUAUAGCCCUUCUGCUGAAGAAAGAAAGGAGAAGAAGCAAGAAAGGAAGGAGAAGAAAGAAAGGAAGGAAAAAAGGAAAGAAGAAAAGAAGAAGAAAGAAGAAAGGAGAAGUUCAGAAGAUCGAACCACAGAGAAAAAGAAGUCUAAGUCUUCGAGUGGUCCUUCUGAAACUAACCUUGACAUUCCUUCUAAUUUAGAUGAGCAAAGAGAGCCCACUCCCCAAGCAGAAAUUCAAGAAGAUGUUGUUAUGCCUGAUGCAACUCUUGAUGACUCGAACAACAUGCCCCAGCAAGACACUAUUCCAGAGGAAACUAUAUCGAACAAAUCUAGUGGUGACACAGUCAAGGAUAGUGAGGCCACUAUAUCUGAAAAGAUUAUGCCAGAGCCAAGCCCAGACCAACCAGAGCAACCUGAAUCCAAUGACACUCAUGACAAGACUUCUCCUUUCAAGGAAUGGGGCAAGACUGCACCAGUCGAAGUCGAAGUCUGCCAAACUUCCUCAGAGGAAGAAGAGUUUGAUUCUGAGGCUAUGAAGGAAGCAGAGGCUGGAGGAUCAGAAUUGCUUCCCGAGACUUCAACCUCGAAGCUAUCAGCCAGCUUAGGGCUUCCUGAAGAAGAGUUCAUUGCUUUGCAAAGGGAUGACCCAGAAGCUGCCUUGAAACUCUUGCUUUCCAAGAAGACCCCUGAUCCUGUGAGUUCGAGCGGACCAAGCAAUUCGACUGCUUCAGACUAAGAAAUCAACUCUUCUGUUCGACAGGAUUCUCUGAUUUCAAAGCUAUACAAUGACUUUAUCAAUGGAGACAUCUUGGCAUCAGUGGAGGAGCAUCCUUCUAACGCUUUUAAGCAUAAAUAUUUUUUGAACAGGUUGCACAAUCCUCACACGGAUGUCGAAACUCUGGGGAAAGUUAUCAAGCUUGAGUCUAUUUUGGACCAGUUCGCUAUCACCGUGCAAAAUUUAAGGCGUAAUUCUCAGAAGCUCGCAGGUCAACAAGCUGCUUAUGAUGCAUUAUUCGAGAAGGCAAUGGCUGCCCAGUCGAAAGUUGAUCAAAUGAAGGCACAAGUUCAACAACCAGGCCUUGGGAUUCAAGAGUGCAAUAAUAACAUUGCUACAUGGAAAGCAGAGAUACAAUCCUUUCAAGCUGAGAUUGCCAAUCGAGAGCAAAAGAUCCUUGAAGAAAAGAGCAAGCGCUCGAAGAUUGAAGAAGCUGUUGCUGCUACCACUCAAGAGUCAAUUCGAGAGGCUGCAAAGGAAGGUAUCUCUCACUUUAGUGCUGCUGCUGUGAUCAAGGAAGAAAUUAAAUCUCUCGAAGAUGCCAUAAAGAUCCAAAGCGUCGAAGUUGGCCUCAUCAAAGAUCACUACGCAGAUUUCAAAUCCAAGUGUUUACCUUAGAUUUUAUUUAUGUUGUUUAAUCAUUCGAACAAUUAUCUGGUUUCUUUUUAUUUUGGUUUGUAACCUUGACAAUUGCCUUUUAUGGCACUUCUACUUUG